CUUGCAUGCUCUUCGACAAUCGCGCUUCAACACAACCUUUCUAUACCUCUCUCCCAGUUGCGCAUACAUCUCGACGCCAACCCUCCAUAUCUGCACUAAAGAGAUCACCACACCAGCGACGUUGAAGGCAAAUCAUAGCCCACCAUGCGCCUCACAACAGAGCUAGUCCAAAACUCGCUCUCAUACAACAACCCACUAAACGAGCGCGAACUCGACCUACGAGGCCACAAAAUCCCAGCCAUCGAGAAUCUGGGUGUCGCAAAAGACCAAGAAUGCAUCGACUUCACCGACAACGCCAUACAAGUGCUCGGAAACUUCCCCUUAUCGCCGCGACUCCAAACGCUUCUAUGCGCGCAGAAUCGAAUCUCGAGUGUUUCGGAAUCCGCGAGCAAGAGUGUGCCGAAUUUGCAUACGUUGGUUUUGACGCAGAAUAAUUUGGGCGAGCUGAGCGAUCUGGUGCCGUUGAGGGGGUUUAAGAAGCUUACGUAUGUGAGUUUGGUGGAGAAUCCGGUUGCUAGUAAGGAGAACUACCGCUACUGGCUAAUAUGGAACUGUCCGCAAAUCCGGUUCCUGGAUUUCGUCAAAGUGAAGGAUGCUGAAAGGGAGAAGGGGAAAGAGCUAUUCGGUACACACGAUGAGCCCAGCAAUCUUGCGAAGAGCAUCGCUGCGGUGAAGUCCAGCAAUGGUCUCUUCAACGCGCCUACCGCCACGACGGGUUCGCGCAUGAAGUACACGGAAGAGGAAAAGAAGAAGUUUCAAGCUAUGGUGCAGAAGGCGCAGACGCUUGCGGACAUUCAAAAGCUGGAGAAGGCUUUCAACGAGGGCAGACUGCAGAUAUAAGGAUGGUAUUUGCUCGACAUGCGAAGGCGAGUCGAA
Molecule: messenger RNA, 876 nt
Organism: Pseudocercospora fijiensis CIRAD86
Lineage: Eukaryota; Fungi; Ascomycota; Dothideomycetes; Mycosphaerellales; Mycosphaerellaceae
Exons: 3
Coding region: 145-840 (231 amino acids)
Biological process (GO): mRNA splicing, via spliceosome
Cellular component (GO): U2 snRNP
Molecular function (GO): protein binding; U2 snRNA binding
Source: RefSeq, a predicted model, not a curated record